GGUGGAUGAUUGGUUGACAUUAUGUGAGUAAAGUUGACGCACUAACACUGGGCGCUUACUAGGGGCGCUUAUGCCAGCGUGACAUGACACACGAUGGGCCUCAAGACCACGCCCAUCUGGCACUCCACGUCGCAGCGCAGUAUGAACCAUAGCCGUCAAUUCUGUGGCAGACGCCUAUAUCACGGAGAAGUGGCCUGAUCUCCUUGUUACUCCCUUGUCGCCAUUUUCCUUCGCUCUUAGUGCCUCGGGCAGUGGUUCUCGGGUUCUACAUCCACAACAUCGCCUUUCGUCAAUUUUUACUUUCGUCGUGCCGGUCACUCUACUAAGCAUAAUAACUUUUAUUCGUUUCGGUGAAGAUCAGAACGUCAAGAUGCAUUCCUCGCUCAUCGCCAACAUCCUACUCCUACUCUCAGUCUUCCACCUCGCAUCCGCAAGCCCAGAACAAACAUACCCAGCCGGAGCAGCUAAGCUCGAAGCCCGACAAGUCUCUGCCAUACCCUCACAAGCCGAACUUUGUCUCGACUACGAACGGACUGCCAACAUGUCCACCAUCGGUGCCAAUGGCUCCUACCGCACGGUCCUAAUGCAAAAGUCGAAUGUCGGCACCAUUUUUAACGCGCGAAUGAUGGACGCGGCGAUUAAGAAGCUGCCGAAGCUUACCGCCGAUCAGACUUUGAAUACUGUGUGCGGAAACUGGACAGAGAUUGCGUUGCGGGAGGCUGCAACAAACUUCACACAGGGCAUUGUUGCGCAAUUUACGACAGAGGGUUUGCCCGUGGGGAUCAAGGCUGGCCCGGAGGUGAUUGCGGUUGUCAGUGUUGUUUGCAUCGUAUUUUCGGUGGUUUGGGUCUUCAGCGGCUAGAGAAUGCUUCAAAGUCAAACGUUGUGGAAGUCCAGCUGGACUAGCAGGAAAAUGUACAGGAAAUCAUUACCCCAAUCACGGCGCAAUGGCAUGGAUAAGACUAGCUCAACAGAACCCAAAGAUUGAUGAAUCAAUCUGCAAAAUCCUCUACAUGACUUGCACAAUGCUCCCUUGAGGGCCUCAGCAAAAUCAUUCCCGUAAGCCUCCCCCACGUACCCUUUCUUACGCCCCUUCUUACGCCCCUUCUUACGCCCCUUCUCAUAUUCAUGCCUCAUUCCUACAAGAUUUCUAUUCACCACCCUUCUCUC
Cucurbitaria berberidis CBS 394.84 is the source of this 1170-nucleotide messenger RNA. RefSeq lists its product as uncharacterized. The record is from RefSeq and is a predicted model, not a curated record. The transcript has a single exon. Lineage: Eukaryota; Fungi; Ascomycota; Dothideomycetes; Pleosporales; Cucurbitariaceae. Bases 371 to 862 code for a protein of 163 amino acids.